UCAUUCUAGGAUUCCGUAGAAACCCGAUUGUCACAGUAGGCAGCCUUGAACAGGGGAUAUUAGGUGGUAUCCCGUGAAUAACAUGCAAAAGGAAACCAGCACUUUUACGAAGAAUAAAAGACUUUUCGCAAACUCAAACAAGGCUCAACCAAUCAUAUUCGCUAUAGUUUUCAUGGAAGUAAAGUAUUUACUAAGCUUUACUUGCAUGAUAUUUUUUCAUAAGUUUUGGAUACAAGGUCAAAAAGUUACACGGAUGUGUCCUCCCCACAGAUCUUUUUUUUCUUUCAUAGCGAAUUAGCCAAAAAUAUAAUCUUUGCCAAAAACUGGUUUUUCAAGACCCUAUAAAUUUUCAAAGACCUUACAACGACAGCUCACAUCUUACGAUUAAAACGUAAAAAAAAUGUAGGGAAGGUACCUUACAAAAAAAUAUUUUUGAAAUGUUUAUUUUACCUAACUGCAGCUUUCUAGAACUAACAAUCAAAAUAAAGGAGAAAAGCCGCGGACGGACAGACGAACGGACAUGGUGAAACUAAAAGUAGGAACCUUUGUUCCUAGUUAACUACGGAACCCUAAAUGGAUCAACGGUUUGACGUGAUAAUUUAUAACGGCUCGUAACUGAACGAUCUAAAAAUUAUGGAAUGGAACCGUUUAAGUAUCUAAUACCAACCUAAUGGGAUGGCCGCGAAAACGACAUGGCUUUUGAACGAUAUAUGUCUAUAAUUGCCUUUUCACCAACUACGGCUAAUAGACUUUGGCAAAGUUAUAAUUAUUAAUUUAGGGACAGACGGCAAACGACCGGAUGGGUUAACCCUUUACCGCAUACCGUCACAAAUUUGUCACACUCGAUAUUUCCGGCUACCGCACUUUAUUAACGCCAUGUCUCUGUGCCGUUUUAUACCUUUUUACUAGCUAGAGAAAUGCUUCACACAUUAGGGUAGUUGUGGCAUACUAGAUCUUUCGUGACAAGUACUACAAAAAAUGUGGGUAGAAAGCCGGUUGCGGCGAUUUUGUGACAGAGCGCGGCAGAGGUUUUUGGGCUCCCGAUUUUAUUGAUUAAAAAUCAAAGUUUUGGUGAAUUUGCUAUUGUUAUGUCUAGUUAAAUGAAUCUUCAACAUUUUUACGGCAGUCCACAAUGCGUGUCCGGCGUAUGCUCAUGCGCACAUGCUCCGCGCCUCCCCGCGCCGGUUGUGCACGCCGAAACCGUCUUGGUUAAGGGAGACAUGUUUGUGAACAUCAGCUGGUCACUACCGCCCCCGGCCUACCCACAAAGGCUGCCGAAGGGCCUGCAGAAACAGUUCUAUUUUGUCAGUAUCGGUGAGCAAAUGGUCUCCGACGCACACCCGUCACCCUGGUUCGCUCACAAGAUCACCAGGCACGUCGCAGUCUCAGGCCCCAUCGCCGCCGGUGACGACCCUCGCUACUAUCUGCUGCCGACGGCUGAGAGAAGAGAAGACAAGAGGUUGAAGGAUGUGAAGCUGCUGGCUAGAGUCAGCGUGGUGGAUGAGAGGACGUGCUUUGGACCGGCAGGAAAUGCAACUGCCUAUGAUCCAGCAAAAGUUGCUGAAUCUCCAAUUGAUACUUAUAUACUAUGGCUCAUCUGGCUCACACUGGGCCUUCUUCUGAUUUGCGUGGCGGGCUGCGUGGUGACCGGCGCUGGCGUCGUCAAGCGUGUGCUGCGCGCGCUGCGCCCCGCGCCCGUAGCGGGGUGCCCGCCGAUAAACGGCUGGGGAAACAAUCAGCUUCCCCUAAGAAGAGGGCAGAUGGAAGAGAGUCCGCUUUACGUCAUGAAAGAUGUUAAAGUCGACGAAUGGGAAGUGUCCCGCUCCCGUGUCCAUCUGGGCGCUCUAAUAGGUAGUGGAGCCUUCGGGCGCGUCCACGUCGCUCAGCUAGCCGCGCCGGGUGGUGAGACCAUCACUGUAGCCGCCAAGAUGCUCACAGAAAACGCAUCAGACGAAGAAACUCAAGACUUCCUGCGCGAAAUUGAAAUGCUCAAACACGUCGGCUACCACAAGCACGUCAUCCGACUGGUCGCGUGCUGCACUAAGCAGACGCCGCUUCUCGCGCUGCUCGAACACGCGCCUAGAGGAGACCUGCUCAGUCUGCUGCGAGCGGCGAGAGGGAGAAGACACGAACCGAAGGAUAGGCAGCUAUCAGCGGGCGAAUCGGAAUACACAAACUUAAGUGACUCCGACCUGCCCCUGGAAAAGACGAGCUUUUGCGGGGAACAACGCCAAAGGCAUUACGUGGCUGAACCUGCCCUGCAUCUAGACAGCGCGACUAUGCGCGACUACGCGCUGCAAGUCGCGCUGGGCAUGCAGCAUCUAGAGGAACGCGGGAUCACGCACAGGGACCUCGCAGCCCGGAACAUCCUGGUUGACGGCGCAGGGACACUCAAAGUAGCCGACUUUGGACUGUCACGUUCUGGUGUGUACGUGCACACUAGGGCGCGACCAGUCCCUCUCAGAUGGCUGGCACCAGAGGCCAUCCUACAUGCUCAAUACUGCAGUGCGAGCGACGUUUGGGCGUUCGCUGUGUUAUUAUGGGAGAUUGCUACAUUAGGAGGCUUCCCAUAUGCAGAGCUAAGCAACCACCAAGUCCCGCCCUUCCUCGCAGCGGGCAGCCGUCUCCCGAAGCCUGCGCGCGCCUCCCCGCGCCUCUACCAGCUCAUGGUACAAUGCUGGGCGCCCUCCCCCGCCGAGCGGCCCAGCUUCGCCCAGAUCGUCCACCAACUGGACGAGCAAAAGCAACUGUACGUGGACUUGUCGGACUUGGACUUGGACCCGCCGCCGGACGACGACAGCGAUUAUGACUUUGAAUGUGAGAGGUGACAGGUGUAAAGACUGAGUUAGAUUUUUGUAUUUUAAUGUGCAAUGUUAAUACAUUUUCUGUGUAAAUACAUUUUUUUUUCUA
Molecule: messenger RNA, 2910 nt
Organism: Cydia pomonella (codling moth)
Lineage: Eukaryota; Metazoa; Arthropoda; Insecta; Lepidoptera; Tortricidae
Product: tyrosine-protein kinase receptor torso-like
Exons: 11
Coding region: 1101-2828 (575 amino acids)
Biological process (GO): cell surface receptor protein tyrosine kinase signaling pathway; protein phosphorylation; positive regulation of kinase activity
Cellular component (GO): signaling receptor complex
Molecular function (GO): transmembrane receptor protein tyrosine kinase activity; ATP binding
Source: RefSeq, a predicted model, not a curated record